Tetrahymena thermophila SB210 is the source of this 8397-nucleotide messenger RNA. RefSeq names its product EF hand protein. The record is from RefSeq and is a predicted model, not a curated record. Gene Ontology annotation, molecular function: protein binding; calcium ion binding. NCBI's taxonomy places the organism in Eukaryota, Ciliophora, Oligohymenophorea, Hymenostomatida, Tetrahymenidae. The transcript is spliced from 19 exons.
AUGGGUAAUGUAAUUAAGCAAUUAGGUAAUACCUCUGGAGAUUCUAAUGUCAAGACUAAGAAUAGUAUUUUAAUGGGUUAAGCCUUAAGUAAGCUUAGAGAAUACCAUGGGUCUUUUAAAAGUGUUUGUGAUACAUUUGCAAUUGAAUAAAAUGAAUUCGACUAGAUAUUAGGUCAACCAGAUAAAAGUUAGGAGCUCUUUUAAUUAUGGGAUAGAGAUAAAAAUGGUUUAAUUGAUGCUUUAGAAUUAUUUUCUGGUUUGAUUUUAUUUUCUGAAGCAAAAUUUGAAGAUAAAUUGCGUUUCUUGUUUGACAUAUUUGAUUUUAAUGAAUUAAAUAGUUUAAGCAUUAUUGAUUUAGAAUUUAUGAUGAUAUCUUGUUGCAACGCAACAUUCAAAAUGCUAGAUAUUUCAGAGUCUGAAGUUAAUGAAGAAGAUAUUACAGAGUUUUUAGGUAAAAAUUUUAAUGAUGAUUCACGUGUUAAUAUUUCAUAAAUGUUGAAGUGGUGUGCAAAAACUCCAGAAAUUCGUGAGUUUAUGCUUAAGAUAAAAAAACUUCCUCCUGAAAGUAAGAAUCAAAAAAAUUAGCACACAAAUAAUCUUUUACUAGACUCUGAAAGAGUGAGUACCUUUUAGGAAACUAAAUCUCUUGGUGCAAUAAUAAAUUCCAAGAAAUAUUAACAAAAAUUAGAUUGGCUAAGUACAUUUUCGAAAAAGCUUUAAUAUUUAAAUUAAUCAAAUAGUAAAACCAGUCAAAAAGAUGCUUACUGUAAAAUAAAUUGGGUAUAUGGAUUCCGCUCUCAAAAUGUUAAUCAUCCACUAGAAUACAUAGCUCCAAGCAGCUCUGCUGAAUCAGAGAGAAUACUUUACUUUACUGCUUGUAUAGUAGUUAUUUUCUAUCCUUAAAUUAAAAUAUAAAGGCAUUAUAUUGAGCAUGACAAAGAGGUUAAUUGUUUAGCAGUUGCAAAAAAGAAACAUCUUGUAGCAAGUGGAGAAUUAGGUGAUAAGCCUCAUUUGCAUAUUUGGGAUCCAAAUACACUUUAAAAUUUAGGAGUUAUUAAAGGAAUUCAUUAAAGGGGUAUUAUUUUAAUAACAUUCUUUCGUGAUGAUGAGUUCAUAGCAAGUUGUGGUUCUCGUUUGAACUCUCCGAUUCUUAUCCAUAGUCUGAAGGAUUAUUCAUUAGUUUUGAGUACCUUUGUCGAUGAGCCAGUUAUUGAAUUAUUGACAAUAAGAAAUUAUAUUGGGUAAUUCUCGUUGAAUCACUCAAAUAAAAAGUACAACCCUUAAUUUAAGCCUGUCUUUUCAACAUCAAAGAAUGCAUAAAAUAAAAAGGAUAUUAGAGCAUACUUAGUAAAAUAAGAAAAUUAGCUUAGCAUAUAUGAAAGUAUGAUUGAAGAUUUCUAAAAUUCAUUUAUAGUUUGCACAUCAAGGAAAAUUCUAAUGCUUCACUAUUAAAAUGGGCAUUUUUAAAAAGCUGAAAUUAACUUAAAUAAAGGAGAAGAAAAUUAAUAAAUUAGUGAUAUAACUUGUGCUGCAGCUUUACGUUUAAAUGAUGAAUAGCCUUACUUGAAAGCCUUUUAAAAAGAAGAAGACUCUUGCAUCGUGAUAAUAACAGGACACUCAGAUGGUCAAAUUUACAUGUGGAGAAAUAUGGAUGAAUCUGAAAAUGAGAAAAUUAACAUUGAAGAAGAAACAAGAGAAAAAUCUUAAGCAGGUCAAAAUUCAAUAGUUUGCAUUGUCACAUAUUAAUACGGUAUUAUUGUUGCUACUGGAGCUUCUAUGAUUUAUUUAUUUGAUCUUAAAAUGAAAUAACCUCCUAUUCAAAAGAUUGAGCUAACCACUUUUCCCUUUAAGCUCUUUAAUUACGAUAUUGCUGAUAUUUUAGUUGCUGUUGAUAAGUUACUCAUCUCUACAAUUUAUGGUGAUAUUAUUGAAAUAAAGCUUAACUAAAAGUAAGAAUGGUAAUCAAAUAAAUUUAUUAUGAAAACUCAUGCAAAUAGACUCAAUUACAUUACAAAACUAAAUGGUAAUUUAAAUGCUAUGUGUAUUCUUGAAAGACCUGAAAAUGAUGAUAAAAUUCUUUUUGUUGCAGGCUAAUCGUCAGUUGUGUAUGGUUUUUCAUUAGAAACGCAUGAAAUAGUAGAUAUUUGGACGAUUGGUUAAGAAAAGCCAAUCACUGCUAUGGAUUGUGUCAAUUUUGAGGAUGGUGGCACAGUAUUUGCUAUUGGAUGUGAUAAUGGUCAAAUAUAUAUGCGUAUUGAUUGGGAAGAAUCUCCUAAGUCAUAUGAUUGUAAGAAAAUGAUCUUAGAUUUAAAAUUUUCAAGUGAUACCUUUUAUUUGAUAGCUGCUUGCUCUGAUAAUUAAGUUUAUUUAUUUAGUUUGAGUAAUAAUAGUUACUUCUAAGUAAAUCCAAAAAAGCUAAGCUUAGAAGAAGUUCCUAUAUACAUUCACUUUUUAGAUGAUAAUAAGAGUUUUAUCAUUGGUACUAAUCAAAGACAGCAGUACAAAGUUGAAAUUCCAGAUUUAAAAAGUAAGAACAUAUAAUAAGAGAAUGAAAAACUUAAUUGUACAAUUUGGAAUUUAAGAUAUCCCCUCCAUACUAAAAAUUAUGUUGAUUCUAUGCUCCCAAUAAUUAUUGGUGCUGAUAUUAAAGUUUUUUUAGCAGCUGGAGAAUCAGGGUAUCUUUACUAUUGGAGAGAUUAAGAAUAACUAGAGUCUAACUGUGGAGGUUUUUUGAAGGGUCACUCAUCUUAAAUCUCAAGACUGUUAAUGACUAAAAGUUAAGAUCUAUUUUUCUCAUUAGGUUCAAAAGAUAACUCCAUAAUAGAAUGGAAAGUUGAUUUUAUCAAUGAUUACAAUGAUUUCUCAAAGCCAUUCAAAGAAGACAACAAUAGUGCUUUAUCUAAUUUAGAAAUCGUUUCAAAAGUAGCAUAGUUAAAAGAUGAUAUUUUAGUCAGAGAAUUAUCUUAUAGCUACAUAGGAAAGAAUAACUUUAUAUCAGACACAUUUAGAGACACCUUUGUGCUCUUUAAAGGAACAGAGCAAAAAAUAUUAUAAAAUUUGAAUAUUUAAGAAGAAUUUGAAAAGAAAUAUGAUUUAUAAAUGAAAAGACCUCCUCCUUUAAGCUUAGAACUCGAUUUUGUGUAUGGCUUUUAGGCAUUUGAUAAAAGAAAAACUCUUCACUAUGCGCACAUUUACUAUGAUAAAGAAUUUCAAUUUGGUGUUGAUGAAAAUGGAAAUCCUAUUAGAAAGAGCAAAUAUAGUUAUAAAUACGAUAUCUUGAAGAAUUUAAGUAGACAUCGUAACAUAUUAGGUUUCUAAAAGCAUAAAAACACAAGUAUUACUCAAUAGCCUCUAAACAAUACUCUAUAAUUAUCUUACGACCAGCCUCAUGAAAAUUGCUAAAGAUUAUUUGUUUACUUUUGUUCAAGAAUAGGUAUUGUGUAUGAUCCAGUAAGAAAUAAAUAAAUCUUUUAUGAAGGUCAUAAGUCUAAAAUUUCUUGUUUAGUGGUCCAUCCACUCAAGUAUUUAGUUGCUACUGGAGAAGCCUCUUCCAAGCCUACUAUUCAUGUUUGGAAUGUUCUUAAUUGCGAACCUUUUAAGAUUCUAUCUACAUUCCACAAAAAUGGUAUUAUUAAUAUGGCAUUUUCCAAUUAAUCUAGCUUAAUUGUUUCUGUUGGUAUGGAUAUUAACUUCUCUUUACAAGUUACUAACUGGAAGACUGAAGAAAUAAUAGCUCUUAGAAACAGUGGACAAUAUCAUAUUUUUGAUGUCUGCUUUAAUCCUUAUAACAGAUAUGAAUUCGUUACUUGUGGAACUCAAAAUAUAACAGUUUGGGAGAUGAAUGGUAGAAAUAUCCUAAGAAAAUUAGUUGUUAAUGCUGCGAGUGAAAGUGAUUAUGGUGCUAAUUGUUGUAUUACUUGUGUUGAUUAUAUAUCUUAUUAUAUAAAUGAAAGUAUUGAUUAUGAUAUCAUAGCUGGUAAUAACUUCGGAGACCUUAUUUUAAUUACAUGCAAUAAAUAUGUUGUUGCCAGAAAUAAAGCUCAUUUAAAAAUGAUUAAUUGCAUAAAAAUAUUUAAGGCUUUCGAAGAACAUAUAUUGAUUAUCACUGCUGGAGAAGAUGAGCUUAUAAAGAUUUGGGAUACAAAAUUUAAUUUGAUAAAUGAAAUAAAAAUAAAAUAGAUACCUGAAUUCAGCUAUUUAUCAACCAGCUAAACUAAUACAAAAGAUUUAAAAAAUUUAUCAGCAUAAUCAAUUGAUAUUUACUUCUGUGGUAUGCACCAGCAAUUAAUAGAAUAAAAGCUUAAGAGCCAAAAUUCUAAGCUAUAAAAUACACAACAAAGUAAUAAAAAGAAGGAGGAAUAAACAGAAAAAUAAUGGCCCAUUAUUUUAUUUGGAACCCGUAACGGAGCAAUUAUGGAGGCCACCUUCUAAUUAGAUGAAGCAAGUUUAAAAAUAAACAACAAUGAUGAAUUUAGGAAUAAUUUAAGUACAGUAGUGAGGAGAGACUAGAAAUAAGAAGAAAGUGAUGAAUCUGAAGAUGAAUAGGAGAAUAAUAAGAUAUAGUUAUACGGAUAAGCUAAAUAUUUCAAAAAUUUCAGAUUUUCUGAGUUUUUAUAGUUCCAUAGCAACUAAACUCAUCAUAGUCAAACAAAAUAAAAUUUAUAUGAAAAUAUCUUUAACAAAAAGGUUUAUUUUGCUCUCCAUCCAUAGGAUUAAAUUAUGGUUACUGUUGGUGAAGAUGGUUUAUUAUGUAUGUUUGAUUUAACAAAUGAUAAACCUUUGCUCAUUAAGCAUUUGUAAAAUACUCCUUCGUGUGUUAAAUUCUGUCCUUUUGAUGGAAAUAUACUAGUUAUUGGAUUCACUAAUGGAUGUAUUCGUUUCUUCAGCUCUAUUAUUAACAAAAGUAAAUUUGGUAAAAAGCAUGAAAGAUACGAAGCACCCUAACUUGAUGUUAGAUAAAUAGUCGAUGAUGGCAAAACAGCAGUUCUUAACAUCGAGUUUUCUGAUGAUGGUCAGUAUAUGGCUGCUUCAUAUGAUAACUCGAGAUAAUCCAAAGAACAAGAAAGUAAAUUUGAAAAAGAAGGGUCUUUUAUAUAAAUAUUCAAAAGCAAGCAAAGACUAGGAGGAAUAGCCUCUAACAAAAAAGAUAAUGCAAAUUACUAAAAAUAUAUUGAGAUUAAAUGUCCUAGUGUUUAUGAGAGUUAUAGAACAGACUCUAAUGCUUAUGGUUGUGCUGUUUAUUUCAUGACUUUCUCAAUAAAUGAUGACUUUUUACUUAUCUACUAUUAACUAGUAGAUAACUAUUUAGUUAGAAUUAAUCAUGAUUAAUAAGGUCAUUAUAUGAUUUGGGAUAUUAAAAAUAAUUAAGCUGUUAAGUUAUGGGAAAAUAUUUAAUCUAUUAAGUGGCAAAAGUUAAAUUUUCCUAAUUCUUUGAAAGCUUAGUAUUAAUAUUAUCCACAGCUGCUCAUUGCUGAUGAAAUAAGUAAAGACUCCACUUUAAGCUAGAACAUUGGUCCUUUAGGUUCAAAUGUUAACUAAUAGCUAAAUACAGCAUAAGGUGCAUAAAUAGUUGGUAAUAAUGCCCAAGUACCUUAUAUUUCUGUUAUGCUUGACUUAAAACCUUAUUUGAUUUGUGGUAGCAUAAAAGGUGAUUUACAUCUUGUUAAGCAAACUUGCUUAAUGAAAGAUAAAGAUGGAAAAGAGGGAAUUAGCUAAAAUAUAGUUGUAAGGCCAGAUUAAAUGUGCUUAGCUAAAAGUUAUUCCUCUCAUGUCUCAUUUAUAAAUUAGUGUGAAAGGACUAUAAUUAAUGGAAAUAAGACUUACUUAUUUACAUCAGGAAUAACAGAUGAAUCCAUAUUCAAAUGGAAGUUGAAGGAAGAAGAUCAGUAUUGGGAUUUAGAUAAUUUAACCUAUAAACUGGACUAACCUGAUAUUUUUGCUGAGUUAGUUACAAAAGACAAAUUCAGUAACUUAUAAAAUGAAGUAUUACCCUAAAGACAGGAAACUGCAGAAACUUGCAGUUAAAUUGAAGAUACUAAAGAGAGCCCUGUAGAACUUAAGCUCUCUAAUAUUAUUGGAAGAAAGUCUUUUAACAGAUAUAAUAAUUUGUUUUAUGACUACGAUGAAAAUAUUCUCUAUUUGGCAGGUUGUAAUUUAGUUAUUUUGAAGAGUGACCAGUUCGAUGAAUAAAACUCAGCUACAAAUCAAAAUUUAGAUGAAAAGCAAUCAUUUUUGUAAUUAAAAUAAGAGUUUGUUAAACUGGAUGCUUCUAUUAAUAGUAGUUUCCCAUAGUUGUCAUGCUUUAGUUUAUCAGAAGAUAAGAAGUUUUUAGUCGCUGGAACUAUAGAGACUUAAGCUAAGUUAAUAAUUUGGGAUAUAUGUAGUAGAACUUGUAUUAAGACUCUCCGUAUAACAAACAGUCCUAUGAUUCUAAAAGCUAAAUUUGCACACGAUAAUAAACAUAUUGGGCUUGUAGCACUUACAAAUGACUAUACAAUGUGCGUUUAUUUGAUAGAUUCAUAAUCUGGAUAAGUUUUGGGAUGUGCUAAUUUCCCUUAUUCAUUACCUUACAAAAUAAAAGAUUUAGCCUUCUUACCGAAUUCUAUUUAUUAAUUCAUAACAUGUGGAAUUCAAAAUAUGUCUCACUGGAAAUUUAAUGGAUCAAUACUCUCUUAUCAUCAAAUGGAAAUAGAGAAUCCUCCUCCAGAAAAGGAUCUGAAAAAGAAUAAUGAUGAUGUAGCAAAAGAUGAUGCAAAUAGAGAAGAUUAUGAAAAAGAAGAAGAGGCUAAUGAAGAGGAAGAAGAACCUACAAAAUUAAAAGUUUCUUUCCUUUGUAUUAUUUUUGUUCAAGACGUUAUUAUUACUUCUGGUGAAGAUGGAUAUUUGUAUGUAUGGGAAGAAAACAAGAUAAAAAAGAAACAUCCUGCUCACAAAUUAACAAUUGGAACAUUAUUUGCAAAAAGAGAAAGCAAUUUGUUUGUAUCAGGUAGUUUAGAUGGCAGAGUGUGUUUGUGGGAGAUUUUCCCUUCAAAUUAUAAUUAUGAAAUAAUCAAAAUCCAAGAAUACAGCAUCACAAAUUUACAACCAGAACUAGUGUUGAAGAAGCCAGAGUUUUAGAUUUAAUCAAUAUGUAUAGGAUCAAAAUAUAUUUUAGCAGGAACUAAGAGCGGUGACAUUUAUGAACUUCUUUUACCACAAUAUACUGAAGAAGAUUUUUAUAGAGAUUCUAAUAAUCCAAAUGUUGUAAGCAAUUAAGCCCUUGCAUAUUCGAAAGAAGAAGGCGAGGAUUAAGAUGAAUAGCAGGUUUAAUUGAUGUCUCAACCAAAAAAUAGUAGAUAAAAUUAAAUCAACUUGAGACUCAGCUGUCACGACCAGGAAAUACCACUAUCUUUAGGGUUUUCAGAUGAUUCUAAGUACCUUUAUUCUAUUACUUAGAAGGGAUUUUUCUGUGUUUGGGAUAUUCAAACUUUAAAAAGAAUAUUUUUUAAGUUUUUCAAUAAAGAUACCUAAGGUUUAAUUGUUUGCAAACAAUCAUCUAAAAUAUAUAUUGCGUUUGAUAAUGAAAUAUAAAUUCUUAAAAAUGAUAUUUAUGCUAGAAAAUCAUAGAAUAGUAAUACAGGUUUAGCAGCAACUAAUUAGAAUUUAGGCAGUUAUAAUAAUAUGUUAAGACCUCAAAUGUUUAGUAAUAAUAAUUUUGAGAAGCUAACACCAUUUUCUUUCGAAUCUUUGAAAUCUUAGCCUUUAGAUAGCACUAUUUCAGAUAUGAAAUUGAGUAAAGGAGAGAAAUUGUUAGCUGUUGCUAUUUAAAAUAAAAUUAACAUAUAUUCUCCUGUAGGUGAUGAAACUUCUCCUAAUCUCAAGCUACUUUGUACUAUUUCUAACCUUGCUUCUCCAGUUGAGUACAUAGAUUUCACUGAAGAUGAUAAUUUCUUACUAUACAAGGACACCUUAGAGGAAGUUUCUAUUAUUGACUUAUCAAAUUAGAAAAAGAUUAAUACUAUAUUUAUAGAACAUGAUAUUGAGUGGUGCUCUGAUGGUAUCAAAAUUGGUGAAAAAACUAAGGGAGUUCAUAGUCACUAUUCUGAUGAGAAUAAAAUACUAAAAAUUACUCCUAUUACUACUAAUUGUAUAGCUGUUACUGACGAAAUGGGCACUAUCAGACUAUUUAACUAUCCUUGCGAUAGUGGCACAGGUAAUGGGUAUAUGAGAUGCUAUCCAGAUCACUUAAAUAAUGUAAACUAGUGUGUACUCUCGCCUGAUAAAAGAUUCCUUGUAACAUCAAGUGAAAGAGAUAGGUGUAUAUUUAUUUGGACAGUUAUUGAAAUAAGUAAUUAAGAUAACGAAUAUGAUGGCUAAAAUGAUUAAGAUGAAAAUGGAGACGAUGAAGAUCGUAACUGA